CGCAAACCGCGAUAGCUGGCUUCGGAACUAUAACGGGCCUAGCAUGCUUACACGACUCCCACUGAGCUUCGUCGUUCCCAUGUAUUGAUCCCUGCUGCAACCGUCUUGUGACAGCUUAACUUCUAGCUGCGGUCGGCUUCCUUAACGACAAAAGCUCUUUGAGUUCUUGGGAUUUCCGACGCCUAGUAACUUGGUUUAUUUGCUGGUGCAUUGCCUCGUAGCGUUAGUUAGACAUCGUGUCCCUGUGACGGAUUGCUGCCGGCACACAGGAACGCCCAGAUCCUUUCCAGCGUUAUAAGCAACGUAGCAUCGCUAUAGGACAGGAAGCCGCAAGCCGCGGCCAAGGCUGCGGAGGAGGGCGUAGACAGAAGGAAGCAUGAAUACGCCCGACCCCCUUCAGGGCCAUCCCCGAUAUGCAUCAGUGCAACCGUUAAGCAGCGGGUCAUUCGGGUUUGUCCACCUGUGUAAAAAGCUGGACACGAACCCACAGGAGCUUGUGGCCAUCAAGUUUCUUGAACGUGGAGAGAAGGUCAACAAGUAUGUUGAGACUGAAAUCCUGAACCAUCGGAUGCUCCGGCAUCCGCACGUAAUUGAGUUCAAGGAGGUCUUUCUGACGUCCGAGUACAUCUGCAUCUGCAUGGAGUAUGCCUCGGGUGGCAACCUGUUCAGCUACGUGCAACGCGCUGUGCGGCUAAAGGAGCCGGCUGCCCGCUGGUUCUUCCAGCAGCUCUGCAUCGGCCUCGACUACUGCCACCGGCGCGGCGUGGUAAACCGCGACAUCAAGCUGGAAAACACGCUGCUCACAAUGAUGCCCGGCCUGCCGCUGCCGCUGCUCAAGGUCUGCGACUUCGGCUACAGCAAGGCGCACUUCAUGUCUGCGCCCAAGUCCAAAGUCGGCACGCUGGCCUACAUGGCUCCUGAGGUGAUCCGGGCGACCGACCAGUACAUGGGCCAGGCGGCAGACAUCUGGAGCUGCGGCGUCAUGCUGUACGUGAUGCUAUUCGGCGCAUACCCCUUCGAGUGCCCGCACAGCAGGAACCAGCAGGGCAAGGCCCGCAUGGACAGCAUGAUGCAGCGCAUCCUGCGCAUGGAGUGGAGCAUCCCCUCCGACGUGGACAUCUCGCCCGAGUGCCGGGACAUCCUGUGCAAGCUGCUGGUGGGGGACCCGCGGCACCGCCUCACCAUGGCGCAGAUACAGCAACACCCCUGGUUCCUGACCAACCUGCCGCCUGACGCGCUGGCCAUGAACGACAACUUCCUGGCGCACACCGACUACUCGGGCGUGCAGAGCGUGGAGGAGAUCCGCCAGGUGCUGGCCUCGGCGGUCCUGCCGGCCGCGCAGCACAGGUACGGCUUUGCGGACGGGGAUGAGGACCUGGAUGCGGCCAUUGACGACGAGAUGGGGCAGCCGCACGUGCAGCAGCAGCAGCAGCAGGGCGCGGUUCCUGCCUAACGGAGCGCAGGUGCCGCAGGGUGCAGCCGCAUCGCGGGGUGCCGUGCCGUGGCAUGAUGGGUCGCCCAUGGGUGUCCAUCCGAACGCAUGAAGUGGAGCACACUCCCCUUCCAACAUGGUGGCGGCUGGUUGAUGAGCAGGGCGAAAGAGAAGAACGGUGUCUGCCAUAGCAUUGCAUGAGGGUAAGGUGCGGAGGCGGAAUGAGGCUCGGGGGGGCUUGCGGGGCGCAGCAAUGGCGUUUUCCGCAGAGCAUAGGGGUAUGUGCUGUACGAUAGGGGCAAAGCAGUGGGGGGCUGCAUGCUGCAGGCGGGCAAUGCCACACCGCUGGGGUGCGGUGAGGGGCACAGCUCAUUGGAUGGGUGUGAACAGUAUGAGAGGCCAAGUUAUGGGGGACGGGGGCGUUACGUAGCAUAAAGCUCGAGUGGGGUGGUGCAAUGGAGGACAGGCGGCCUUGCUACGGAGCCGUUAAACUCCUUGCGAGUGGCUACGUUUGGGUAUGGCGACGUUUGGCAUUGUUCUGUUGGGUGCUGUGACUGCCGUGGUUGGGUUGAUGUUGUUUGCCUCGCCAGCACUUUCACGCUCGGUCCGCUUCGGGCUCCUGUCAGCAUACCUUUAACUUCCUGUGCGCUGGCACGUGGUAGUUCCUCAACUGUUCGUGGGGUUGGGGUGGCUGUCAUAACUCAUUACCAGACAUGUUGGUGACUGCAGCGGGAUGGGGUUCGGGACGCCAGGGGGGACACAAGGGCCCUCGGGCGCGAGCCCUCAUGGUCAUGUGAGGGAGCAGCUAGGGGAGCUCCAGCUUUAGGGGGUUUGCCAUGCGGUGACCUGGCAGGUUGACGCUUUCUGUGUCGCAGAGAGACGCGUUUGGCAUGGAUUGAGUCAGGUGCACGUCAUUGUCGUUGGUGCAUGGCAGUUGCGCUCUCAGGCUAACAGUUCUGCUAGUGAACGGGCCGUAUGUGCCGUCGAGGGCUGGAAAACGCUACUGACCAGCUGAGAGUUUGUUGGUCUUCCCCCUGCUACAUUUGGUCGUUUGUGCUGGAACUUCCAGGAACUUUCCUCCUUUUCAAACGGUUGGUGCCGUUGCAAAGCUCUCGAACAAGGAUGCUUUGGUGCAAUACACCGUAAUCGGGUUUGAGCCAACGAGAGCCUUUUCGGCUAGUUUAAUAGGUUGCACA
Messenger RNA from Astrephomene gubernaculifera, 2628 nucleotides. The record is from the annotation of a GenBank genome assembly. NCBI's taxonomy places the organism in Eukaryota, Viridiplantae, Chlorophyta, Chlorophyceae, Chlamydomonadales, Astrephomenaceae.